This is a messenger RNA of Rhinopithecus roxellana (golden snub-nosed monkey), 1689 nucleotides long. RefSeq names its product phenylalanyl-tRNA synthetase 2, mitochondrial (gene FARS2). The coding region runs from base 180 to 1535 and encodes 451 amino acids. Gene Ontology annotation, molecular function: phenylalanine-tRNA ligase activity; tRNA binding; ATP binding. The record is from RefSeq and is a predicted model, not a curated record. The transcript is spliced from 7 exons. Gene Ontology annotation, biological process: phenylalanyl-tRNA aminoacylation. NCBI's taxonomy places the organism in Eukaryota, Metazoa, Chordata, Mammalia, Primates, Cercopithecidae. Gene Ontology annotation, cellular component: cytoplasm; mitochondrion.
CUCCGGGGCAAGGCCCGCUUUCUGUCAAAAUGGCAGCGCCCGGCGUGCACGGGUAUCUCUGAAGUUGGGGUUUAAGAUUCUUGCCCCUGAGAGCCAACGAGCCUGUCGUGCUUCUGAUUUUGAAACACCUGGGUCUGGGUUUCCCGGGCGAGCGGUGGAACCUGUGAGAAGUUUCUACAAUGGUGGGCUCAGCUCUCAGGAGAGGUGCCCAUGCAUAUGUCUACCUGGUGAGUAAGGCCAGUCACAUCUGCAGGGGCCAUCAGCACCAGGCCUGGGGAUCAAGACCUGCUGCAGCAGAGUGUGCUGUCCAGAGAGCUCCAGGCAGUGUGGUGGAGCUGCUGGGCAAAUCCUACCCUCAGGACGACUACAGCAACCUCACCCGGAAGGUCCUCACGAAAGUUGGCAGGAACCUGCACAAUCAGCAGCAUCACCCUCUGUGGCUGAUCAAGGAGAGGGUGAAGGAGCACUUCUACAAGCAGUAUGUGGGCCGCUUCGGGACCCCGUUGUUCUCGGUCCACGACAACCUUUCUCCAGUGGUCACGACCUGGCAGAACUUCGACAGCCUGCUCAUCCCAGCUGACCACCCCAGCAGGAAGAAGGGGGACAACUAUUACCUGAAUCGGACUCACAUGCUGAGAGCGCACACGUCUGCACACCAGUGGGACUUGCUGCACGCGGGGCUAGAUGCCUUCCUGGUGGUGGGUGAUGUCUACAGGCGUGACCAGAUCGACUCCCAGCACUACCCUAUUUUCCAUCAACUGGAGGCCGUGCGGCUCUUCUCCAAUCAUGAGUUAUUUGCUGGUAUAAAGGAUGGAGAAAGCCUGCAGCUCUUUGAACAAAGUUCUCGCUCUGCGCAUAAACAAGAGACACACACCAUGGAGGCCAUGAAGCUUGUAGAGUUUGAUCUUAAGCAAACACUUACCAGGCUUGUGGCACAUCUUUUUGGAGAUGGGCUGGAGAUAAGAUGGGUAGACUGCUACUUUCCUUUUACACAUCCUUCCUUUGAGAUGGAGAUCAACUUUCAUGGAGAAUGGCUGGAAGUUCUUGGCUGCGGGGUGAUGGAACAACAACUGGUCAAUUCAGCUGGUGCUCAAGACCGAAUCGGCUGGGCUUUUGGCCUAGGAUUAGAAAGGCUAGCCAUGAUCCUUUACGACAUCCCUGAUAUCCGUCUCUUCUGGAGUGAGGACGAGCGAUUCCUGAAGCAGUUCCGCGUAUCCAACAUUAAUCAGAAGGUGAAGUUUCAGCCUCUGAGCAAAUAUCCUCCUAUGAUAAAUGAUAUUUCAUUCUGGUUGCCCUCUGAGAAUUACGCAGAGAAUGAUUUCUAUGACUUAGUCCGAACGAUUGGAGGAGACCUGGUGGAAAAGGUUGAUCUCAUAGACAAGUAUGAACAUCCAAAGACGCACAAGACCAGCCACUGCUAUCGCAUCACCUACCGCCACAUGGAACGGACUUUGUCCCAGAGAGAGGUCAGGCACAUCCACCAGGCCUUGCAGGAGGCUGCAGUCCAGCGGUUGGGCGUGGAGGGCAGGUUCUGAUGUCACCACUUCACCCAGGCUGCAGCCCUCUUGGGGCUCCAGGAUUUGCUGAAAGAGAAAAAGAUAUGGUUUGUGAACUGGGGCAUCAAUCAUCUUUUGAUAAAUGGAUCAGUCUUAGGACUUUCACAAAAUAAAAGAUCACUCUUGAAAAGCU